ACUGUGCGUGAUGAGCACAAGUAUUUUCAGCAAUACGUGUGAGUUAGAGAACACGUUAUUUAAUGUAAACACAAAUAUGCAAAAACAAACGGAACCAGAAGUCAAAUCAGCUCAAGAGGAUCCACAUAUAUACCACAUUAUGGCCUGGGCAUGAAACUGCCCUUAAAUGAACUGAAUGGAUAUGGUUUUAAUACAGUAUGUGUUUGUAAAGCAAUGUUAAGGUUCAGCACAGACGCAUUGACGUCACUGACAUCGAGAAAGAGGAGAAACUCCGCAGCAGGAGAAAUAAACACCGGACUCUCUCCAUCCAACGUGUUAUACCAAACCAGAGAGCUCCUUGCCAUCUCCUGUAUUAAACGUUCUCUCUGAAGCAGUGCUAAGAUGGCCACAUCCUCCCCCAAUCUUGAAGAAGAUGAGAGUUUGAGGGGCUGUGAAGUUUUUGUGCAGAAACAUAACAUCCAACAGAUUCUCAAAGAGUGCAUUGUCAAUUUAUGCAUCGCCAAACCCGAGCGUCCUAUGAGGUUCCUACGGGAACACUUUGAAAAGCUGGAGAAGGAGGAAAGCAAGCAAAUCUUAGCGCGACAGAAGUCUAACUCUCAAUCCGAUUCACAUGAUGAUGAAGUUUCUCCUCCUCCAAUAAAUCCUGUGGUGAAGGCCCGCCGCAGGAGAGGGGGAGUCAGUGCAGAGGUGUACACAGAGGAGGAUGCAGUGAGCUAUGUUAGGAAGGUUAUCCCAAAGGACUACAAGACAAUGACAGCGUUGGCUAAGGCCAUUUCUAAAAAUGUGCUGUUUGUCCAUUUGGAUGACAAUGAGCGGAGUGACAUAUUUGAUGCCAUGUUCCCUGUUACACACAUUGCUGGAGAAACAGUCAUUCAACAAGGUGAUGAAGGGGACAACUUUUACGUAAUUGACCAAGGAGAAGUUGAUGUAUAUGUGAAUGGUGAAUGGGUGACCAGUAUUGGAGAAGGUGGCAGUUUUGGGGAGCUAGCUCUGAUAUAUGGAACUCCACGUGCUGCCACUGUUAAGGCUAAGACUGAUCUCAAGCUUUGGGGUAUAGACCGUGACAGCUACCGGCGUAUUCUUAUGGGCAGUACACUGAGAAAGAGGAAGAUGUAUGAAGAGUUCUUGAGUAAGGUGUCAAUCCUUGAAUCUCUAGAGAAGUGGGAAAGACUGACAGUGGCUGAUGCUUUGGAGCCUGUACAGUUUGAAGAUGGUGAAAAAAUUGUGGUACAAGGAGAACCAGGGGAUGACUUCUUCAUCAUCACAGAGGGGACAGCGUCUGUCCUGCAGCGCAGAUCUGACAAUGAGGAGUAUGUAGAGGUGGGCCGCCUUGGACCCUCUGACUACUUUGGGGAGAUAGCACUGCUCUUGAACAGGCCACGUGCAGCCACUGUGGUGGCCAGAGGUCCAUUGAAGUGUGUAAAGCUGGAUAGGCCACGCUUUGAGCGUGUUUUAGGGCCCUGCUCUGAAAUUUUGAAGAGAAACAUCCAGAGAUACAACAGCUUCAUCUCCCUCACUGUCUGAGCCACAGUACACAAGGCCGCCAGGCUUUCUUUCUUUGUGCAUUUAUUAUUUCACUUCUACUCAUGCCAUGAGGACCUAUUAAUUAUGAGCCAUGAAGAGGUGGAUCAGUAUGUAGGUGUACAUUUUACAUUUUGCUGCAUGCAAUUUCAGUGAAGAGAGCAAUUUUAAGAGCAAACUCCACAUGAUGUGUAAAUGAAUUGGUCUGUGUGUGUUUGUCUGAAUCCUGAGUUAUUCAGUAGUAAUAUUCUCUUAAGAAAAUCCCCAACAUUUAUGGGAGCUAAGUAUAAAUCUCAUAACCAUUCCCUUCAUUUUACAAGUAAGAUAUGCUUUUUUCUUGUUUGUUCUUUGUUGUACAAUAGCAUUAAUUUGAUGAGACAUUUUAAAAUCAAUAAAGACUCACCUCUGAAUAU
Molecule: messenger RNA, 1934 nt
Organism: Tachysurus fulvidraco (yellow catfish)
Lineage: Eukaryota; Metazoa; Chordata; Actinopteri; Siluriformes; Bagridae
Gene: prkar1b
Product: protein kinase, cAMP-dependent, regulatory, type I, beta
Exons: 11
Coding region: 382-1524 (380 amino acids)
Biological process (GO): regulation of protein phosphorylation
Cellular component (GO): cAMP-dependent protein kinase complex
Molecular function (GO): cAMP-dependent protein kinase regulator activity
Source: RefSeq, a predicted model, not a curated record